Puccinia graminis f. sp. tritici CRL 75-36-700-3 is the source of this 1518-nucleotide messenger RNA. RefSeq lists its product as uncharacterized. The record is from RefSeq and is a predicted model, not a curated record. Gene Ontology annotation, biological process: DNA repair. The coding region runs from base 1 to 1227 and encodes 408 amino acids. Lineage: Eukaryota; Fungi; Basidiomycota; Pucciniomycetes; Pucciniales; Pucciniaceae. Gene Ontology annotation, cellular component: nucleus. The transcript is spliced from 5 exons.
AUGUGCAUCCCGCUUUUGAAUGCCGAUGGAUGGACGCCCGGGGCACCAGGGGUCCAAGACACGGCCAGGCAACCCCAGGUCCGCGAUCUGCGCAUGGCCGAGAACCAGCCGAACCGCCGAGCAGACCCACCCACAGUCGCAACCACAUCUUCUCCAUCAUCAACCUAUAGGACAGCAUACAUUAUGGCGGAAAGUCAAGGCGCAAUUCAUGAUACUACUGUCAGAGACCUGGCACGAUAUGCCUUGAUUAACGAACUGAAAAGGAGACCAUUUAAGAGGGACGAUAUUACCAAACAAGGACUUCUCGGUUCCCAAGGUCGACAAUUCGACAAGUUACUGGAAAAAUGCAACAUCGAACUCACCUCGGUUUUUGGGAUGGAGCUGGUCGAAAUGCGAUCUCGUGGGAACAAUGCCGGCCAACUUGAUCUUCAGAACGCGAUUAAACAAUCAAGCAUGAAGAAUUCACAGGCCUUACACGAUGGUGAAGAUGAUAACCUUCCAAGCAAAUCUCAGAAAACAAAAGGCUCAUCAACGAAACAAUACGUGCUUCGAUCUAGCUUGAAGCCCAGUUUGAUAAAACAACUUACGCAGAUUGUCGACGACGAAAUUCCAGAUCAUGAUGCGAAUGAAGACGAUUGGAAUCUGACAAACGACUCAAUUCUGGAUUGGAAACAUGGGGAUGAACUUGGUCAUCUGGGGAUCUUGGGAUUCAUUCUAGCAUUGAUCCUGAUGCAUGGACGGUCAAUCGAUAAUAGUCAACUUCUAAUCUACCUUAAACGGCUCAAAAUCGGCGAGAAUUGGCAACCUCCUUCAACCCGUGCAUGUGCUCAUCCACCACUCACCAUCCCAGCGCUUCUGAGUCAAUUCAACAAGCAAGGUUACCUCGAAUGCACUCAGCAAGGCUCCAAGACCGGGCGGGGUGGGGCAUCUCAAGCGAGCAUCCGACGGCAAUCGCAAAUGCCCAACGAGAGCAAUAAAGAGGUCGAAUGGCAUUGGGGCGCUCGUGCGGAAAUCGAGUUCGGAGAACAGCAGAUCGCCGAAUUCAUGAGCGAUAUCUAUCGCUCUGCCAGAGGAACUGCGUCCAGUCAAUCUCAACCCGAAAACCAGGCUACUCAACUCGCCCGUCACGAAAAACUCAUUCAGGAUAUCACCAAAUCGGCCGGUAGUGCGCUGCAAGAUUCGAGUCAACUACAUAUCCCUGGAAUCUUCAAACCCGCAACCACUUAGGCUGUCCAAACCUCCUCCAUAUCUCGAGGAGAUACUCUUGUGUUACAUAAUCAUUCUCAUUCACUGGUGUGCAUCUGCAGAACCUCUAUUCAACUUGCUUUCCUGAAGGGAAAAAGAAUACGCAAGUGUUAUCAUGAGGAAGAGUUUGUAAUAUUACAUUAAUGAUUCAAUUUGAAUGCCGAUCUCGUUUUCUUAUGACUGGUCGAAUGCUUUCCUUGUUUAACAGAUGAAUUGGAUUUCAGCUCUUCACAUCCUUUUUAUGCAAGCAAAAAAUGAAUCGAUUGCUUUUUG